UGGAAAACCUCUUUUGCAGAUCAGCUCAAGCCUGAGCAGCAAACCUCCUCCCUUCUUCACCUAGCUCUUUUACAUAUUCAUACACACCUCGUUCAGUUAUACAAUAUAUUCAGCUCAUUGUGGAGGCAUAUUAGGUUAUAUAUUUCUCUUUUUUGGUUUAAUUAACAGAAUUCUUUUACAGAAUCCAACUGGUACAUGUAUUUAAAUAUCUUGAUAAGUCCAUUGAUUGUUGUUUAAACUUUUUGCAAUAUAAUUAAUGGACAAAUACAAGCAAUAUGAAUACGUAUUCAAUCGUUUUGAUGACAACAGAGAUGGGAAGAUAUCGGCUUCAGAGCUGCAGCUUUGUGUGGGGUCAAUAGGCGGAGAGCUUGAGCUGGCGGAUGCAGAGGCGGCGGUGUUGGUGAUGGACUCGGACGGUGAUGGGCUGCUGGGGUUGGAGGACUUCGUUAGACUACUUGAUGGAGUAACAGAAGAUGAGAAGGUAAAAGAUUUGAGAGAGGCUUUUAAGAUGUAUGAGAUGGAAGGUUGUGAAUGUAUUACACCCAAGAGCUUAAAGAGGACACUUAGUAGGCUGGGAGAGUCUACUACUAUUGAUGAAUGUGAGGUGAUGAUAGCUCAAUUUGAUCUCAAUGGUGAUGGUGUCCUCAAUUUUGAUGAAUUUAAGGUCAUGAUGAUGUGUUAGUACUGUUACUAUAUAUAUAUUAUAUUAUACAUAUAUGGUGCAUUUUUUUGUC
Molecule: messenger RNA, 734 nt
Organism: Cornus florida
Lineage: Eukaryota; Viridiplantae; Streptophyta; Magnoliopsida; Cornales; Cornaceae
Product: putative calcium-binding protein CML23
Exons: 1
Coding region: 257-682 (141 amino acids)
Molecular function (GO): calcium ion binding
Source: RefSeq, a predicted model, not a curated record